AUGUGGAGACGUACCGAAAAGUUUCCAUUCAUCAAAUUCAAGGCAUCUUCAGAACAAGCUCGACCUGGCGGACCUUUAUUAAAGUCAGAGCUUCAGCCUGGUUUGAUCGCACAGCAACUUGCCUCCCAGUCUGCCUUUGGAGAGGGGCAGAACCAAAAAAGUGAUACUGCGACAUCUACUCAACCGAACAACACAGGUUUGGACUGCGAGAACAACGAUUACGAAGAAUAUAACGAUGCAGAGUUUGGAUUAAAAAUUGUGAAAAGUCAACCUAAAUCAAAACAAGAUGCUAUAGACAUCGUCGCUAUACAUGGACUGGGAGGCAAUUGGAAACGAACAUGGACGGAACCGGGAAGUAAAAUCAAUUGGCUCGAGGAGCUCCUCGGCGAUGAUAUUCCAGGAGCGAGGAUAUUAUCAUAUGGUUACAACUCCAAAGAAUAUUUCAGCAAAUCCAAUGCAGACAUACGCGACUUCGCGUUGGACUUCCUAGUCGAUUACAAGUCUCAUCGCACCAGUGAGGCUGAAAAGUCCCGUCCAACCAUAUUCCUAUGCCAUAGUCUGGGGGGUAUAGUUUUCAAACAGAUUCUCAUCAGGGCUAAUGAAGAGCCCGAGUACUCAAGCAUUUUAGAUCACGUCUAUGGUGUCGUGUUCUUUGGCACUCCACAUAGGGGUGCUACUUUGGCGGCAUGGAAAUCUAUGUCCGCGAACAUCGUAAGAGCAGCGAGCUUCAACACGUCCACGAAUGUCAUAUCCAAGGAUCUCAAGCUACGUUCUGACUUUUUAGUUAAUGUUGCUGAGUCUUGGAUACACCGAGGGGCGAAACUAGAAAUUGUGAGCUGCUACGAGAUGCAGGUUGUGCACGGAUUCAUUGUCGUUGAAAAGGAUUCCGCCUUGCUAAAUUGGGCGAAUGAGGACAAAGUACCCAUGAAUGCAAAUCACAGGACGAUAUGCACAUUCAGGUCGCGCUCAGAACCUGAGUAUCGCAAAGUUAUCUUCCGGCUCAAAGAAAUGGCCACAAGGGGCGUCCAGAAGUCCCACAUGAAUCGUCGAACUUUGAGUGAAGAAGAAAGAGUAUUGUUAUCAACCUUGGAGACCUCGGAUUACGGUUCGCAUCUAACUGAGAUAGUAAAAGCAGUCCAUGGCACAUGCAGGUGGAUUUUUUCCACCGAUAAAUAUCGUUGCUGGAAUGAAUCGUCGACAGGAAGACUCCUAUGGAUAUCUGCUGACGCAGGCUGUGGUAAAUCGGUUCUGGCCAAAUACAUGAUCCAAUACCAUAAGAACUAUAUACCAGGAUGGAAUGUUUGCUUUUUCAUUUUCAGAAGUGGAAACCCAGAGCAAGAAGAUAGCGUACAUGCUUUAUCGGCUUUACUGCAUCAGAUUUUCACAUACCAGCCUGAACUAAUGGAAAACUCUAUUUCCAAACGAAGACAUUUCAUACGCUCGACAACAGAGAAGACCUUUGUUGCGCUGUGGGAGGUUUUCGAGGACUGUAUUCGUGACGAAAGGAUUAGCAAAACGGUCUGUAUCAUCGACGCACUAGAUGAAUGCGAGGAAAUGACACGGAGUUUGUUUGUGGAACAGCUCUCUCGCCUAUUCGCGAACAACCAAGGACAGAAUUUUCGAUUCAAACUUAUUGCCACGAGCCGACCAGACAACGUUGUUAAAUUUGCAUUCGGGAUGAUACCAAACAUCAGGAUCCGGGGAGAAGAUACUGUUGGAAACCUCAAUAAAGAUAUCCAGUUGUUUGUACAAGCCAGUGUUGAGGAUAUUGUUGCCCGCUCUCACUUCUCGCCUGAUCUACUAGCUGAUCUUCAGGAAAAAUUAAUUAAAGGAUCAGAUUUUACUUUUCUUUGGACUUCGUUAGUUAUCCAACUUUUGAAGCAGGGCUCGGUGCAUGGGAUGUCAAGAAUGGACCUUGCUGGAAUUUUACGGACAAAUGACAUCGAUGAUAUAUACGAGCAGCUUCUCUCGAGCAGACGCCAUCCUUUGAAAGCACGCAAAAUACUUUAUAUUGUCAUUGCGGCAGGCAGGCCGUUGACUCUAGACGAGCUGAGUGUGGCAUCUGAAAUCCAUCAAGACUACAAACGACGGCUAUACACUUUCGAAGCUGGAACCAACCGCUCUGACCGUCGAGAAGCGCUCUUCAGGAUUAUGGAUGAAGCAAGUCAUGGCCAAACCUAUGGCAGGGUUGACAAUUUAGACAAACUUGCAGAUCAGCUUCACCACCCUUUUUCAAACCAUCUGAGAUUGAUAUGCGGACAUUUCCUGAGAAUCCGUGGCCGAAAGGUCUACCUAGUUCACCAAACAGCCCGAGAUUUUCUCUUACGUACAAGUUCGAAGGAAGAUUUCUCGGUGGGCUAUUAUUUGAGAGAUUUCAAUUGGAACAUCUCAUGCCCAACCGCCAAAGAGCUACAGUAUAUGCGACAACAUGGCAUACCAGGGGACUUUGAGGGCACCAAAGCUGAGGCAGAAUCUCAACCUCCUCACGUGUUCAAGAACUCCAUUCUGCCAGAAGUUGCAAACCGGUAUUUGUUCCAGAUCUGCGUGGACUAUCUGGCACUGAUUGGACACAUGGUAUUUCAUGAUGAAUAUAACAAAUUGAACGACUCUAACCUAGAGGUUUUAGCUGGGGAAUGGGUGUCAAAAAUCCAGAAGCAUCCCUCGGGGGCAUUUUUAGAAUACGCCAGUCGUUAUUGGGUGGACCAUUACCGAACCAUCAGAGGUGAUGUCGAUAAAGUUUUCGACUUUAUGUGCGACCCGGAUACUCUGCUGUUUCAAAUUUGGAUUCAGCACCACCCACAUCUCGAGAAACUUCGCAACCGGCGACAACAACAUGAACUCGACAUUAACGAAGUGUCCAGGGAGCACGGAAGAAUGGAAACAUCCAGACUUGUAUCGCCGAUACUAAAUCGAGCGGAUGUUUUGUAUUACUUUGAUUUAGAAGCAAUGGAUGAGGAGCAGUGGUACGACGACACCGUUGAUGGUAGUCGUUACUGGGAGCAGGGAGAUGAUGAAGUGAACGCAGACGACUUGAAGGAAAUGUCCGACUACCUCGAUGCCGUCCCUAGAUCAAGUGUACCAGAUCGUGUUCGCGCUUAUCGACGCCAAGCUCUGCAAGAUGAAGAACGUCAUUCAUAUCUCCACAAGUCGAAUCCUGGAACAAUGGGAAAUUCGUUUCCUAUCAACGGCAAAUUCUUGAUGCUCUCUUCUGUAGACUUCCCUCCUGUUAUUCCACGGUCACAAUCCUCAAAGCAAGAAAAACUCCGUUGA
Glarea lozoyensis ATCC 20868 is the source of this 3270-nucleotide messenger RNA. Its product is annotated as alpha/beta-Hydrolase. The transcript has 4 exons. The record is from RefSeq and is a predicted model, not a curated record. NCBI's taxonomy places the organism in Eukaryota, Fungi, Ascomycota, Leotiomycetes, Helotiales, Helotiaceae. Bases 1 to 3270 code for a protein of 1089 amino acids.